Messenger RNA from Ostrea edulis (European flat oyster), 1395 nucleotides. RefSeq lists its product as uncharacterized. Bases 315 to 1289 code for a protein of 324 amino acids. Lineage: Eukaryota; Metazoa; Mollusca; Bivalvia; Ostreida; Ostreidae. The transcript has 5 exons. The record is from RefSeq and is a predicted model, not a curated record.
GAUUCUAUUUAAGAGGGAAAUUUUUGAAAUUCUUUAGGUCUAAAACAUAUGCAGUGGUAGAAUUCCCCGAAGAGGAGGAAGUGGAUGUGGUUCCUCUAACAUGGCUUAAAGAUAACGAACAAAAAUAUAGGUGGCCAGUACUGAAAUCGAUCAAAAAAGUACAGCUUGCUGUAAAAAAUGCCAUUCAACCAACAGAAAAUUACCUGUCCGUGUUUUGUACAAAGCAUGUAAGUGAUUUCACUCAAUAUUACUGUACAACUUUUCUUAAAUUUUUGUUAAAAGGAGGUAUUUUUAAUGUUAAAUGACACACUUAUAUGCAUACUAAUAUAUUGUUAGCUGACUAUGAAAAAGCCAGGAAAAAACUAAAAUUAGCAGAGGUUACUUCGGACCUGCAGACCGAUGCAGAAGAGGCAUCCCUAGCAAAAUUGGGCAAACGCAACAAAAGACCAAACCCCCGCUAUGAGAGUGAAACAGAGGAUGAAGUUGAUGAACCUAUAAUUAGGAGAAAGUCUCCCAGGAAAAAGACAGGCCCUCCAGCUCCAAUCAUUCCCGAGCCUCCGUCUACGCCUGUUAUUGCCAGACAAGCAUCACCACCACCUUUACCAACUCUCUUUUCCACACCUUUACCUUCAAGUACAUCAGAUUCCCUAUUACAGUUUUUCAGUUAUGAAACCAUAUUCGGCCCCCUUAAAUUGAUUGACUUUAUAUUUUCAGCAUUUGAAAGAAAAUUAAUUUCAUCCAUCGAAGAAGUUAAAGUUCAGGUGAAGUUGAACACAAGUUUGCUGCAGAAUGUACUGAAAAGGAUAGAUGCAUUUGACAAAGAAGAGCAUGAAGGUGAUGCAGGAGAAGAACUCAACAUAGAUUUGCCUCUCAUUAACAAGGACAAAGUUAUGGCACUGGAGGAAAGCCUCAAAACCGAAAACACUUUCAAGAGAAUGGUUAAAUCACUGAGGACCAUAGGUGGGGAGAAUUUGAAGGCAAGUGUGAGGAGACUUUUGUCUCAUAUUUUCACCAACAAUUUGGCCCGCCAAAUUAACUGGUUAGGAAAGGGGGAGAAGAUUGCCUAUUCCAAAUUGAAGUUAAAGGACCUCAUCAUUGCCACUGUCAGAAAAAAUCCAUUAUGCUGCAAUGCUACAGAUGUGGAAAUUUCAGCGAUAGCUAGGGACUGGUUUCGCUAUGCGGGUGAUAGGGAUGGUGGAAGGAAACUGAGAGAGGAGAGGAAACAACAACAGCAAAAAGAAAAACAGACAGAAAACACACAGGAACCGGAAGGGGAUACAGAUGAUUAAUUUUAAAUGGAACUUUUUCCUUGAGAUAUUAAUUUUUCAUAUGAACUUUUUUUCAUUCUUCAACUCCAUUAUUUACUUGAAAACUUUUAUACAAGACAUAAUGAUG